Molecule: messenger RNA, 2444 nt
Organism: Mya arenaria
Lineage: Eukaryota; Metazoa; Mollusca; Bivalvia; Myida; Myidae
Exons: 10
Coding region: 963-2444 (493 amino acids)
Source: RefSeq, a predicted model, not a curated record
AUGUAAAAUUUGUAUUAACCAUAUCAUCACAUCUGGAGAAUGACAAAACGAACUCAGAGAAGGACUCAAAUAAAGGAAUUUGGUACAGUUGAUGCAACAUUUAAGUAUUGAUGAGCUUGAGUACACAUUAAAACAGCUAAAACGAUGUCCGACAAAUAUAACCGAUUGGUGACGUUGCUUAUCGACAUCUCAACUAAAGUGGUUUUGGAGCUAUUUUUAGACUGUGCUAGAAAGGACCUCUCCACUGGCUCAACUUACUCUACAUUGGCUACUUACAUGACGACCAAAAAGACUGAAGUGCGCCGCUUAAAGUCGAUCAAGUCAUUUCAGUACAUCAAGAUAUAUCCAAGUAGUGGAUCUUGUAUUGAGUCAGAAUGGGACAUUUCUUUGCUUUCUGCGCUCAUUUUUGGUUUAUAUGGAACGAAAGUGGCUCCUAUUCGUGGUGAUAUGAUCAAGAUUAAAGAAAUAAGAAACGAGUUGCAACAUUCUGCAAGUACUGCAAGUUUAUCGGACGAAGACUAUAAAACAAAAUGGAACAGUCUUUCUUCAGCAUCUCUUUCUAUUGCAUACUUUGUGAAAGGAACCUCUUAUGAAACAGAUAUAAAGGAAAAGAUAAGGGAUCAAAGUGGUUGUACAUUUAUUCCAAGAUUGGGUGAGACGAUGCGAUUGUGGUACACAUCAUAUGCCGAGGAUUCAUCGUCAGCCCUCAAAGAAGAAAUUUCGUCUUUAAACAAAAAGAUAGAAGACCAAAAAAAAUUGAACUAAAACAAGUCAGAGAAGAACUGUGUCACCUUCGAGAGCAAACGGGAAAUGUAGAAACAGAUUGUAGGUCAACUUCCGAAAUCAUUCAAGACGCUACUGUUCACCGUCCUAGUAACACAGGAAAUCCUGUAAAACGAAUAAGGACUCUUGACCCUAUCUUGGAAAGGCUCAGAAAGGAUUUUGUUAGACUGUCAAAGCAAAUGCCCGUCGAUGAAGUUCAGCCCCCAAAAGAAAUCGAUGAAAUACGAACCCGGCUUAGAAACGAAAAAUAUGUUUUUAUAACAGGACACGGCAACAGGUCUUAUAUUGAAGCUGCUUUGUAUGCUAUCAAGGAUUUGGAGCAGACUCCUUCCAACUGUGUUUUGCUCUCAUCUGCUUCUAACUGGGAACACAUUGAACCCAGUGAAGUAGAGUUGGUUUUAAUAUUCUGUCCAUUUGGUAAAGGGGACAUUGAUCAUGCAAAAACAAAAGCCUUUCUUGAUAUUCUUGACAACAUUCAGCUGAGUAUCAAUGACCCUGCUGAAACGUUUUCAGUCAUGAUAGUUUCACAGACGGAGGUAUUUCAAAAAGUGCUUGUGAGUUGCAACAGACACGAUCUGUUAGAAAAUCCAGUGAAGAUUGAUCGUCCCAAUACAGCCGAAAGCCCUGACGAUAUACACGAAGAAGAUUGGUCAAUCAGUACUCAAUCAACAGACACAAUGCAAUCGAUGAUUGAAAUGUCCUCGGCCUACAAAAGUUAUUACCCAAAGAUAAACCCUAAAUCGCCUGCUGUUGUCAGGGUUAAGCAACAAAUGUGCUCUUCAAAAGUAGUAUUAUUAACGGGCGAUGACACUAAAUCUUUGGCCUCGGUUGCGCUAUCAUUUACAGAUUCAUAUUGCACUGGCCAAUUCCUUAUUGUUGGAAAGAUUGAUGAAAUCAUGAGUUUUCCUGUACGAAAUAUUUCAUUGCUUAUUGUUGAGGACAUGGCGGGAAAGUAUGAUUACGAUCGACAGAGGGUUUCUGGCUGGUUGGAGAAAUUUGACAAGCUUCUGCCUCUUGUCAACGAUGGAAAGCUUAAUCUGAUUGUUACAAUGGCUUCUGACAAAUUGCAAAGAUGCAUUGACGACUUUGGUCAACAAAUGAUUUUCUCUUAUGAGGGUAUUGUAACUGCCACUGAGGUCACCUCGGUGGUGCCGCUUGUCAAAACUGAACCAGAAGAAAACGCCAAUUCAUCAGAUUUGCAAUUCUUAGAUUCUCUCGAUGGCAAGAAUACAGCUAUAACCUAUACCGCACAGGAUCCAAGCACCCACAUUGACCAUAUAGCCGACUUUUUGACCAAGAAGUGGACUUUCCAAGGCCACCAACUUCUGGCGAUUGGUUUAGAUAAAAAAACAAUAUAUACCAUUGACUCAGAGAACGACACUGUUACUGCGCUGACACGUGAAGGAUUUGUGAUCGGUGUUGCUGCAGACAAGGACAAACUCUGUCUUCCAAAUGGCAUCACUGAGGACUUUGCAGGACAUGUAUACGUUUCUAGUUUUGCAUCUCAUACCGUGUGUCUUGUAAUUCCCAAAACGCGCACCAUCACUAAACUUUUGGGGAAGGAGGACGGUGUGAUGUGGCCAGAAGAUGUUGCUUUUUGUAAAUGGACUAAUCAUCUGCUUGUUUAUAACGAGGGGAUAAAAGAGUUUAAAAUAAGCUGA